Messenger RNA from Brachypodium distachyon (stiff brome), 1097 nucleotides. Its product is annotated as VQ motif-containing protein 8, chloroplastic. The coding region runs from base 17 to 685 and encodes 222 amino acids. The transcript has a single exon. The record is from RefSeq and is a predicted model, not a curated record. Lineage: Eukaryota; Viridiplantae; Streptophyta; Magnoliopsida; Poales; Poaceae. Gene Ontology annotation, cellular component: nucleus.
GCCCCCGGGCAGAUCGAUGAGCCCCACGUCGCCCCGGCGGGCUGCUCCGGCCAAGAAGGUCCACCGGGACUCCCACCUCAUCCACAAGCCAUCCUCCUCCUCCUCGCCGCCUUCCUCCUCCUCCACCACCAACUCCUCCGUCUCCUCCUCCUCCCCCGGCCCCGGUAACCAACAACAGCCGCGUCCCCCGCCGAGGCCCAAGCAGCAUCACCCGCCUCCGCAGCAGCAGCAGCCGGUGAUCAUCUACACGCACUCCCCCAAGGUGAUCCGCACCAGCCCGCGCGACUUCAUGUCCAUCGUCCAGAAGCUCACCGGCCUCGACUCCGCCUCCGCCAACGCUUCCCCGGCCGCCUCCGCCGCAACGCAGGACGACCAGCACUCCUCCUCCUCCUCCUCCUCCACCGACAGCUGCGGCGCCAACGGCUCCGGAUCCGGAUCCGCGGCGCCGCACUACGUGGCGGCCGAUCCGCAGCAGCAGCAGCAGCUCAUGAUGCCGCCGCCACCGGCGCCGGCGAUGGAUCACGCGGCGCACCUGAUCAUGCCGCCGGACAUCGUCCCGCCGCUGUUCGCGCCCGGGGCCGGCCUCUACGGUGGCCACUUCCCGAUGGUGGACGCCGGGCCGCCGUUCUCCCCGGCCAUGGUGGAGGCCAUGAGGACGACGUUCCCGGAUUACCAGUUAACUUGACUUGAUAAACACGCAUGCAUACAUGGCCGGAUCCAUAUAUAAAGGUCUUCGAUCCAUCGAUCGAUCACGUACGCACUUGCAUGAGUUAAGAGAUGAACGAUCGAUAUCGAAGACGAGACGCAUUCAUGCAUGCAUGGAAUAAUUCAGCAGAGCCGCAUAGUUAUUUAUUUAAUUACUUUUUUCCCUUCAUAUCAACAGUUUUGAUCUCAUCACGCAUGCUUAGCUUGUUGAUUCGGUUAGACAGAGACGCGUCGAUCUACGCAGGAGAGGUGAAGUUAGUGGUAGUUAGUUCAUUUAAGUUUCGUCUGUGUUUCGGUAGUUCUCUGCUUUUGUCGACGGCAGUGAUUGAACGGCACACGCGUCGUUGUAAAUGGAUAAGUUGGAGAAUUCCUGAAUACAGAUUGCAAUUGUA